UUAAGUCGCAACGCAUGGGAGUGAAAGUGAAACUCCGUUUGAGACAAGCCAGACAAUUUCGUGCGUUUUGUGCUUAUGCAUCGUUAAACUUUUGCUGUAAUGUCCACAUCAAUGGGAGAGAAACCCAUUUUGCCAAGUGCAAAGUCCUCGAAUGGUGGGAAUAUGGAUUCAGUGCCUUGCAGAGGUGAACAGACCUCUGUUAGGCCUAGACGGGCGCUGGUCACCUUAUCCAAACUGGCUCAGUUGAUCACUCGUGUUGAGUACAAACCAAAGUCCCUGCAGAGCUCUUCCUUCAUCUGCAAAGACUGCAGCAAGCCAUUCUCCGACCUGAGCGGCCUUGUACGACACCAGGAAAGAAAGCAUGCCCUGCAAAAGCUCCAUUGCUGUCAACACUGUGGCCAAAAGUUUGCUUUGCUCUCUAGUUUGCAGUUACAUAAGUGCCAUAGCGCUUCCUCCAUGUGCCAGGCAUGCAGGGACAAACCUCAGUGGGAUUCUUCAUGCCCAACCUGUGGGACUGAACCUUCAGGGUCACAUCAUGAUGAUGAAAAGAGUCCCCAUGCAUGCGCCCCAUGUGGCCAGGCAUUCAGCCACAAACAGGAGUUGCUGCACCACCAGCAGGCUGGAGGGUGUCAACAAGGUACAGCACCAACACCUCCAUCACCAUCCUGCACCAGCUUGUCCCUUUCUGCAUCAUUCAGAUCUCUUGCUGAACCUUACAGCCAACUGUGUAAUUUCCAUUCACCGAAAAAGUUAAAGAAGAAGAAGAAGAAAGAUCUCACCACAGAGACGUCAUUUCCAUGCCGUUCCUGUGACAAGAUCUUCCCCCAAACGUCACUGCUGUAUCAGCACAGGAAAGAGGAACAUUGUCGGGACAUCUUGGUCAGGAAACAACAGACUAUGAAGACCACCAGGCGAAGGCGGAGAAGUGAGCCGUAUCCAUGCCUCCAUUGCGGAAAAGUCUUCAUGCAUCAUAUGACACACCGGGCACAUUUCCGGAAUUGCAGCGCUAACCAUAAGGCCAAAUCAACUAAAGAUUCCAGAGCUGGCAAAGAUGGCAACCCAAAGACAACUAAGGGUCUAAAACCUGCAAAAGAGUCCAAAUCCCUCAAAGAAAGUGAAUAUCAAGGCAGAACGAAGACCAAAAUUCAGCCAGCUUUGAAGGAUAGCAAGGAGGAGGAAACUGAUAAGGAGGAUGGUGAAGAUGACAAGUACCCUUGUUCAUCAUGUGAAGAGGUUUUUAGAACCGUAGCUGCUCUAAAAGCCCAUGGGAACGUUCAUCCACCAGCCGACACAUGUAAGCGUUGUAGUGUGUGUACAGGUGGAAUGCCUCUCUCUCAGGUUCCAGAAGAUUGUCAAAAGAGUAUCUUUCACUGUGUGCCUUGUGCCGAAGCCUUUGUGGCUCUGGACACUUUUCUGGAGCACUGCCAGAAACAUCUGCUACAUGACAAAGAUGACGAUGAAGAUGAACUCAGUGUUGACUGAGAGAUCAUACACCUUUGUAAGGGCAUGAAAAUCCUACUCCACAAGUGCUCAAAUGUUUCAGAAUAUCAGGAACAUUAGAUUUGUCAGCCGUUUUUGCUUUGCUUUGUAUAAAUUGGCUAAAUAUGAUAUACAUUGAUUAACUUGCUCCCAGUACAUUGAGUCGAACUGCCGUAGAGAGAGUUCUGUAGAGGCCGUUGAUGAUAAUGACUAGCCAAAAGUUCUGACUGUGCUUUUAUUUUGAUAUGGGUACUUUAGAGUUAAAACCACCAUAAUUAGGAUGGAUGGAUGUUUUCACAAAAGCAAAUAUUAAACUGUGAUUUUUUUUUUUUUUCUGGUGUGAAUUUCGUAUUUUUUUUGGCCAUCAGGUUGGGGGACAUAAUAUAUCGUGUUCUUUGUAUUUAGCUACUGAACUAUUUCAACAGAUUUUAUUAUAUUUGUUUCUCUUUAAAGGGAUAUAUCACCCAAAAAUUGAAUUGUCAACCCUAACGCUACUCAGCCUCAUGUUGUUCCAAAUCUUAAGAAGGAGAUGUAAGGCAGUAGGUAAGUCUCAGUCACCAUUUACUUCAAUUGCUUUACUUUUUCCAUACAAUGAAAGCGAGUGGUGACUGAUGCUAACAUUCUGCUUAACCCCUUUUUUUGUUCUUCUAAUCUAAAGAAAGUCAUACAAAAACAAAAUAAGUGUGAGUAAAUUAUGACAGAUUUCUCAUUUUUGUUUGAGCUAUCCCUUUAUGCAUUUCUAAGAUGUCUAAUCUUCUGGUUCUUGUACUGUUUGUAUUUCUUAAAUAGCAUGGAAUGAUGUAAGCUUUAUUCUUUAAAACAUAUAACCAAAAAUCACAAAGCUGGAGAAUUUGUAUUGUCUGGGUAUUGAAGUAAUAGGUAGAUUGUUCUAACAUCUGUCUAAAGUCUAAGAUGAUCAGCUGUAGUGUUAUUAGCCUAUUCUGCCAUUAUAUAUUAUAUACUGUACUGUACGUGAUGCUUCACCAUAAAAUGAAAAAGCUCUCAUAAUUUACUGAAUCUCAUGCCAUUCCAGACGUGUAUGACUUUCUUUCUUCUGCAGAACACAAAUGAAGAUUGUUAGAAGAUUAUCUCAGCUCCGUAGGGCCAUAUAAUUCUUGUAAAUUGUGACCAAAUCUGUGAAGCUCCAAAAGGCACAUAAAGGCAGCAUAAAAUUAAUCCAUAUCUUCUAAAGUGAACCAAUAAGUUUUAGGGUGAAGAGACCAAAAAGUCUGCUAUGGCAUGAUAUACAGUGAAAAGGGAGUUAUUAUUUGGUCUGUUUUUACCUAAAUUAUCAAUAAAUUAUUAUGCUUGAGACAUAAAUUAAACCACAGGAGUCUUAUGGAUUACUUUUAUGCUGCCUUUAUGUGCUUUUUUGGUCUGUGUUUUUUUUACCUAAAAUCAAUUAGUUUGCUUCAGAAGACAUUAAUUAAACCACUGGAGUCUUAUAGAUUAAUGUUAUGCUGCCUUUAUGUGCUUUUUGGAUCUUCAAAGUUUUGGUCACCAUUCACUUGCAUUAUAUAGACUUACAGAGCUGAGAUAUUCUUCUAAAAAUCUUUGUUUGUGUUCCGCAAAAGAAAGAAAGUCAUACACGUCUGGGAUGGCAUGAGGGUGAAUAAAUUAUGAAAGAAUUUCAUUUUUGGGUGAACUAUCCAUUUUAAAUUUAUGCUAUCAGACCAAAUAUUUUUAUUGACAUUUAGAUUCUUCUGAAUUUGAUUACAGUUUAGAACAAAACAUUUAGUACAUCAAUUGCUACGGUAACCAAUCUUUGUUUAAAAUCAGAAGCAAUUACUAAUUUUCAGAAAUGACUGAUCUAAAAGGAAAACUCGUACUAGCAAAUCUAUGUGCAGUUAGAGUUAGUCCUCAAAUCUGUCCAUUCAGGUGAUCCUCAAAGGAGAAUAUUUUUUUAUAUUCUAAAUCAGGAAUUCUUUUUGUUUCUUAAUUUGUUUCUGAGUUUGUACAUUUCAACGUCUGCUGACUAACAUUUUCUUUUACCAGCACCAAAUAGACUAAUGCUGCAGUGUUUUUAUGCUGCCAUUUUUGCUUGUUGUAUAAUUUGUUUUAAACAUUGUCUUAACACUGUGUAAAAAGCCACUGUAUUGCAUACUUUGCAGAUGAUAAAUGCAGAUUUAACAAUUCGGCUCAUUGUUUCUUUAAUUAUGAAUAUUGACUGGAGGCAUUUUGAGUUUAUUUCUCUUUAUUAUUCUCUGUGGGUGUAUUUACAUGCAGCUACCUCCAGUUUUAACUGCUUUGUCCCUAGAUGUGUGAUAUUUUUUUUUUCUUCCUCGAAUAAUUUCUCAUUAAAAUGUACCUCAUGUUUGUUGUGUUACAUAGAUAUUGUUUUCAAAUAA
Molecule: messenger RNA, 3827 nt
Organism: Xyrauchen texanus (razorback sucker)
Lineage: Eukaryota; Metazoa; Chordata; Actinopteri; Cypriniformes; Catostomidae
Product: zinc finger protein 16-like
Exons: 2
Coding region: 100-1482 (460 amino acids)
Biological process (GO): regulation of transcription by RNA polymerase II
Cellular component (GO): nucleus
Molecular function (GO): RNA polymerase II transcription regulatory region sequence-specific DNA binding; DNA-binding transcription factor activity, RNA polymerase II-specific
Source: RefSeq, a predicted model, not a curated record